UUCCUGUCUGCUGUCAGACUGUGACUCAUAGCAACAAACUUCUUCCUCGUUUCUCUUUCUCUGUGAGCGCGUGUGUGUGUGGUGUGUUGUGUAAAGCAGAGGGAGGAGAUGGAUGAAGGACCUGGUCAGUAGUGUGUAUAUAAACGUGUUGAUGUUCUGAUGAUGGCUGAUGGAUGGAGCUUUAGAGGAGUGCUAGUUUAGAGGAGUGCUAAUGGAGCGACUCGGGGUCCCUGUGAUGAGCUGCGCACUGCUGCUCGUCUGCACUUCCUUUUUUACAGGCCUUCGUGCGAGUCCCAUUAUUCAGCCUCCAUUCGUUCUGUCCCACCUGUGUAAGUUUUGUGAUGUCAGACUGAGUGAGUGUAACGGCACUGAGACACACUGCAUGGCCAACUGUAGCAUCAGCUCCAUCUGUGAGCACAGUAAUGAGAUCUGUGUUAGUGCAUGGCGCAGGGAUGGUGAGAAUAAAACCGUGGAAACAGUGUGUCAUAACCCAUCAGUGCCAUUUCACGGUGUGAUGCUGAAAGACUUCAACAACAGGGAGUGUGUGAUGAAGUCGUACGAACAACUCGGGCCUGAUUUCUACAUCUGCUCCUGCAGUCAGAAUGACGAGUGUAAUGAAAAGCUCAUUUUCUCCACAGCGGCAGAGACACCAAAGAAAACCCACCCACUGGCGACUGUGGUCCUCUUCGUCCUGGUGCCUAUUAUUGUGCUUUUCAUCAUGCUUCUCACCAUGAUUUACUUCUGCUACGUUCACUCACUCCGCUCAGCUAAGAUGAAGCACAAUUUCAGCGACACCCGCUCCAUCCUCACCAUCAAACACAAACGUUCUGACAGCAUCUCAAACUGGCUCAAUCACAACACAGAGCUUCUGCCCGUCCAUCUGGAUGAAAUGGUGGGAAAAGGACGAUUCGCUGAGGUGCAUCGCGCCCGACUCGGACAAAUGACGAGUGACAACGGCGUGUUUCAGAUGGUGGCAGUAAAGGUCUUUCCAGUGGAGGAGUUUCUGUCAUGGAAGACUGAGCAUGAGAUCUUCCUGGACCCAGAGCUCUGUCACGAGAACAUUGUCCACUUUCUGGCGGCGGAGAAGCACAUAGUGGAGCGACAGCUAUGGCUGAUCACAGCCUAUCAUUCUCGUGGAAACCUGCGAGAUUACCUCAAAGCACACAAGCUGGAGUGGGAGGAGUUCUGCAAGAUGGGUGGUGAUGUCGCAAGGGGUGUGGCUCACCUGCACAGUGAACAAAAUGCAGUGGGCGGAGUCAAAACCGCAAUCGCUCACCGAGACCUGAAGAGUGACAACGUGCUGGUGAAAGAGGACCGGAGCUGCUGCAUCUGUGACUUCGGCCUCAGCAUCCGACUCGACAGCAACAUGAGCACAGAGGAGCUCUCUAACAGAGGACAGGUGGGCACGGCGAGAUACAUGGCCCCCGAGCUGCUGGAGUCCAGACUGAACCUGGAGAACAUCGAGUCCUUCAAGCAGGCAGAUGUUUACUCCAUGGCUCUGGUGCUGUGGGAGAUCACGUCCAGGUGCAGUGCUAAUGGAGAGGUGAAAGAGUACGAGCCACCGUUUGGAAAGUUGCAUAAGCCGUGUAUUGAGAGUAUGAAGGACACCGUGAUCAGAGACCGCGAGCGACCUGAGAUACUGCUCAGCUGGAGGACACACCAGGGUGUGAACCUGGUGUGUGAGAUGAUUGAGGAAUGCUGGGAUGAGGAUGCUGAGGCUCGCCUGACGGCUUCGUGCGUAUCUGAGAGAUUCGAUUAUUUGAGCCAUCCAUCAUUCCUCUAUACUGACUCCAUCAACGAGGACAAAUCACGCAGCCUGCCAGAAACAGACACAGAGUUAUUACAUUUAAUUCCUGAAACAAGCGAAAUGUGAAUGCGUUUCCGUCCAAAAGCUUCGUUCUGCUUCAGGAGAAAAUCUGCAUCAAAUCAUAAACCAGACGUUUUAUUAUUAAUGAUAAUGUUUCUGUACUGUGAGUAAUGUGAUAAUGGAACAGUGAUGUAAACCGAUUUUAUAAGAAGUUACAUAAAGCUAACCUGCUAA
Tachysurus fulvidraco (yellow catfish) is the source of this 2041-nucleotide messenger RNA. Its product is annotated as TGF-beta receptor type-2-like. NCBI's taxonomy places the organism in Eukaryota, Metazoa, Chordata, Actinopteri, Siluriformes, Bagridae. Gene Ontology annotation, biological process: protein phosphorylation; cellular response to growth factor stimulus; heart development. The record is from RefSeq and is a predicted model, not a curated record. The transcript has 7 exons. Gene Ontology annotation, cellular component: signaling receptor complex; plasma membrane. The coding region runs from base 212 to 1873 and encodes 553 amino acids. Gene Ontology annotation, molecular function: SMAD binding; activin receptor activity; metal ion binding.